Molecule: messenger RNA, 1728 nt
Organism: Acanthosepion pharaonis
Lineage: Eukaryota; Metazoa; Mollusca; Cephalopoda; Sepiida; Sepiidae
Source: the annotation of a GenBank genome assembly
AUGUGUCUAUCUCUGUUUUCAUCUAUCUAUUUACAUCCAUCUAUGUAUUCACAUCUAUCUAUCUAUCUACCUAUCCACCUCUAUCUAUCUAUACGUUUUUCUUUUCUUUUUUUCUUUCUGAUUCUCUCUCGUUUUUUUUUUUUUCUCUUUCUGUCUUUUUUCUCUUUUCUCUGUCUUUCUUCUUUUUCUUUCUUUUCUCUUUUUCUCUCUUUCUUUUUUUUUCUCUUCUUUUUUUUUCUCUUUUCUCUCUGUCUUUUUCUUUUCUCUCUGUCUUUUUUUUCUCUUUCUCUUUUUUUUUCCUCUUUUUUUCUCUUCUUUUUUUUCUCUUUUUCUCUUUCUUUUAAAAGGAAUUCAAUUUUCUUUCCUCUUUUUCUUUCUUUCUUUCUUUUCUCUUUUUCUUUUUCUUUCUCUUUUUUUUCUUUGUUUUUUUUUCUUUUUUAUCUUUUCUUUUUCUUUUUUCUUUUUUUUUUUCUUCACAAAAAUUUUUUUUUUUCUUUUUUUUUUUUUCUUUUUUUCUCCUUUUUUUUUUCUUUUCUUUCAUCUUUUUUUUCUUUUUCUCUUUCUUUUUUUCCUCUUUUCUUUUCUUUUUUUCUUUUUUUUCUUUUUUUCUUUUUUUUCUCUAAUUUCUGUUUUUUUUUCUUUUUUUUCUCUUUCUUUUUUCUUUCUUUUUUUUUUUCUUUCUUUUUUUUUUUUCUUUCUCUCUUUUUUUCUCUUUCUCUCUUCUUUUUCUUCUUUUUUUCUUCUGUCUUUUUCUUUCUUUUUCUUUUCUUUUUACAUUCUUUUUCUCUCAUAUUUUUCUUUUUUUUUCUCUCUUUCUUUUUUCUCUUUUUUUUAUUUCUUUCCAUUUUUUUUUUUCUCUCUUCUUUUUUUACUCUUUUUCUUUCUUUUUUUUUCCUCUCAUUCUCUUUUCUUUUUUUUUUUUCUUUCUUUUUUUUUUUUUCUUUUUUUUCUUUUUCUUUCUUUUUUUUUUCUCUUUUUUUUUUUUCUCUUUUUCUUUCUUUUUUUUCUCUUUUUUUUUUUUCUUUUCUUUUUUUUUUUUUUUCUUUUUCUUUUUUUUUUCUUUUUUUUUUUCUUUUUUUAUUUUUUUUCUUUUUUUUUUCUUUUUCUGGUUUUUUUUUUUUUCUCUCUUUUUUCUCUUUUUUCUUUCUUUUUCUUUUUCUUUUUCUUUUUUUUUCUUUUUUUUUUUUUUUUCUUUCUGUCUUUUCUUUUUUUUUUUCUCUUUUCUUUUCUUUUUCUUUUUUUCUCUCUUUUUUUUUCUUCUUUCUCUCUUUUUCUUUUUUUCUCUUUUCUCUUUCUUUCUUUUUCUUUCUCUUUCUUUUUCUUUUCUCUCUUUCUCAAAAUUUUUUCUCUCUUUUCUCUCUUUUUCUUUUUCUCUCUCUCUUUUUUCUCUUUUUUUUCUUUUUUUCUCUCUCUUUUCUUUUUCUCUCUCUCUUUUCUUUUUCUCUCUCUCUCUUUUUUCUCUCUUUUUUUCUUUCUCUCUCUCUCUUUCUCUCUUUUUUUUCUCUCUCUCUCCUUCUUUCUCUCUCUUUCUUUUCUUUCUAUCUUUUUCUUUCUCUUUCUCUCUUUCUCUUUCUUUUCUCUCUCUCUUUUCUCUUUCAUCUUUUUUCUCUCUCUUCUUUUUUUUCUCUCUCUCUUUCUGUCUUCUUCUUUUUUUUUUUUUUUUUUCUCUCUCUCUUUUUUUCUCUUUUUUUCUUUUCUUUCUUCAUUUUAUCUAUUAUUCUAUUUUAA